CAUAAAAUAAAUAAAGAUAUGCAAGAUUACACAGACAAAAUAGACAGUAUAACACAAGAAAUUAAAAGACAUUCGGAUCUGAUGGCUGCCCUACACGAAGAGUGUAAUAAAAUCUUGUGUAAAACAUCAACUCAUUUAGAAAAGCAAAAUGUAUUGUGCAAACUCCUACAACAAAGAUUGAUGCCCAUUGACAAACUAAUUCAAAUCUUUAACCAGAAGUUGGAACCUAGGGUAGAAAAAAUUACGAAGCUUGAAACUAUUGAAGCUACUAUUUCAGGGUUGUCCAAAGAUUUGAAUCUAUUAGAGUCACGUGUAUGUAACAGAUAUGCUUGUCAUGUGACGCUUGAUUCCACACAUGUCAGUGCUGGAUCAACUAUUUCAACAUUUAAAGAAGUACGUGAAUAUAACGGUCAACAUUUUAAUCAAACAACAGGAAAAUUUGUAUCACCACAUGAUGGUUUAUAUCUUGUUUGUGUCUGUCUACAUGAAUGGGAAGAUAAAGAGAUUAGAGUUGCUGUGAUGGCUGGAGACGAGUGGUGUAUGUCUAUAGAAGUGAAAUGUGCCGACACAAGCGCUGCUGGGUCAGUGGUUGUUGAAUUAAAGAAAGGUCAAGAACUUUACCUUGAAGUGUAUCUCGCAGAACAAGGCGCAAAUUUAACCGGCUUGAGUAGUUUUACUAUUGUUAGUUUAUAGAAGCACAACACGAAACAUGGUGGAUGGUAAAUUCUCAAAACAAUAAAAUAUAUAACCGCCAUGUUAAACACAAUCUAACCACUUACUAUAUGUGUAGACUACAUGUCUACAAAAAUGUGAAUGGCUUAUCUGUUGUUUUUUAAUUAUUACUAUGUGUAUAGACUACAUGUCUACACAAAUGUGAAUGGUUUAUAUGUUGGUUUUUAAUUACUAUGUGUGUAGACUACAUGUCUACAUAAACUAUAUGGUUUAUGUAUUAUUUGUUUAGUCAUCAUUACACAGUUCCAACUAAUUCAUUGUGAUCACCAAUUUAAAUGUUACACUUGACUCCAAGAACAUAAAUGAUAACUCUAUUUUUACAUAUCUUUGGUUUUU
Physella acuta is the source of this 1068-nucleotide messenger RNA. RefSeq lists its product as uncharacterized. Gene Ontology annotation, molecular function: protein binding. Lineage: Eukaryota; Metazoa; Mollusca; Gastropoda; Physidae. The record is from RefSeq and is a predicted model, not a curated record.